Molecule: messenger RNA, 4844 nt
Organism: Mollisia scopiformis
Lineage: Eukaryota; Fungi; Ascomycota; Leotiomycetes; Helotiales; Mollisiaceae
Product: putative multidrug resistance protein
Exons: 1
Coding region: 167-4483 (1438 amino acids)
Biological process (GO): transmembrane transport
Cellular component (GO): membrane
Molecular function (GO): ATP binding; ABC-type transporter activity; ATP hydrolysis activity
Source: RefSeq, a predicted model, not a curated record
GUUGCACACUCCGUUCAAUGACUACCGUACCUUGCCAUUUGUUCCACAGUACUAUCUCUUGAUUUUUGUUCUCUGCGUUUUUGGCUUUUCGAAGUGCCUUGAGAUUAGCUGCUGCAGCCCCCAUCAGUACCCACGAUACUUUCAAUCAUUUGAGUCUAUCUGCAAAAUGGCCUACAACACAACCCUUUACAACUGCUCAGUAUCAGACGAUGCCUUGCGUCCCGUGAUAAUUAACGCCUGUCGUUCUGGCUUUGACUUCACGCUCAUGUUCGAGCAGACUAUACUAAGCAUAUUGCCUUCUGCCUUGCUAUUACUUCUCAUGCCUUUCCGACUCUUCGUUCUAUAUGGCGAGAACAUCAAAACAAUUCGUGACGUCAGGUACGGAGCAAAAGCUGCGGCUGUCGCUGUCUUUGCGGCUGUGCAGAUGAGUUUAUUGAUUUUAUGGGCCACGUAUGACAACAUACGGACUCCUGCGUCUGUACCUGCUGCGGCACUGAGCUUCGUCAACGCUAUUGCCCUUGGCCAGCUAAGUUAUCUCGAGCACACUCGCUCUUUGCAGCCUAGCACCCUUAUUACUACAUAUCUGUUGUUGUCACUGCUCUUCGACGCUGCACAGGCUCGAACGUUGUACCUGAGAACCGACUCAAACGUGUUGGCAGCAGUCCUCACGGCCACUAUUGCGCUCAAGCUUACGGUGCUCGUUCUUGAAGCCCAAAAUAAGCGCUCCUCUCUCAGACAACCAUAUCGCAGCUAUGCUCGCGAGGCUCUCAGUGGCAUUUUCAAUCGUAGCAUCUUCUGGUGGCUGAAGCCGCUCUUCGUUGGCGGAUUCAGUAAGGUUCUCACCCUGGAUGAUUUGGGCUCCAUCGAUGAAUCGCUUUCUUCGGAGCCAUUGCGUGAUCGCAUCCAAACAAUAUGGGAUAAACGAAAGCAGCCAGAAGGCGAACACUCUCUGACAAUUGCCUGCAUCAAGACCUUGAAAUGGCCCAUUCUCAGUACAGUCUUUCCACGGCUCUGCCUUAUCGCCUUCAAUUAUAGCCAGACAUUUCUCAUCAGUCGUCUAAUCAGCUUCGUUGGCGAUCCCAGCACCGCGCAGAACAAAAAUGACGGAUACGGUCUCAUCGCUGCUGGUGCGCUUAUCUACACUGGCAUCGCUCUCUCGACUGUCCAUUUCAAGCACCGGCUCUACAGAACAAUCACCAUGUUUCGCGGCGCAGCCGUGGGUCUCAUAUACAACAAAACGAUGAAGCUGCAGGACGGUGUAUACAACGAGUCUGCAGCUGUCACGCUUAUGAGCACCGAUAUCGAUCGUGUAGCUUCCAGCAUGGUCUCUGUGCACGAGAUAUGGGCCCAGCUGAUUGAAGUUAUAAUUGGAAUUUGGUUACUUGCCCGUCAAGUAGGCUGGGUCUCCGUCAUUCCUGUGGUUCUCAUCAUCCUCUGCAGUAUCGGUACCCAACGGGUGUCUCGCAAUUUCGGCAGUGCACAGAGAAUCUGGACUGCUGCGACGCAGAAACGCAUCGCCAUGACUUCUUCAAUACUUGGAUCUAUGAAAAGUGCGAAGAUCAUGGGGCUUGCCGGAGCCAUGACAGAAAGUAUCCAAGGACAACGUGAGACCGAGGUUGGCCUUUCUCGAAGAUACCGUUGGAUCGCCGUCUUAAUCUAUACCAUUGGAUCUAUACCCACCAACUGUGGCCCUGUGUUAACAUUCAUUGCGUUUGCCAUACAAGCUCGAGUACGUCACCAAGAUACCCUGUCGACGAAUCAAGCCUUUACAUCAUUAGCGAUCUUAUCACUUGUGACAGCGCCGGUGGAAGCUCUGCUAAUUGCGGCGCCUUUGGUUGCUGCGGGCAAUGGGUGCAUGCAGCGGAUUCAGAUAUUUCUUCGUGCCGCCAGCUGGGACGAUACUCGAUUACUUUUUCAAGAGACUCCUUCGAUGUCCUCCCAGACUCCUAUGGACAACAUCGAGAUGGAAAAUAUAGGAGGCAAAGAGUCUAACUCUGUAGCUCUCUCCAUCAAAAACCUCACAUUGCGAUACAGCCCUACUCUAGAGCCCGCACUAAAAGACAUCAACACGGAACUGAAACGCGGUUCUCUUACCAUGCUGGUAGGCCCCAUUGGAUCCGGAAAGUCUUCGUUCAUGAAAGCCAUCUUGGGAGAGCUUCCAUACCAGAGCGGGACUAUUAGUGUGAGUUCUAAAAACGUUGCCUAUUGUGCUCAAACAUCCUGGAUGCUCAACAUAAGCAUUCGCCAAAUCAUUUGCGGUCUCAUCGAAAACACCCCAAUUGACGAAAACUGGUAUCGUGCCGUACUUCAUGCUUGUGCUCUCAACGAAGAUCUGCAGCAUUUCCCGGAGGGCGAUGAGAGCGUUAUCGGAAGCCGGGGUCUGGUACUCAGCGGAGGACAGAAGCAGCGUGUAGCGCUGGCGCGAGCAGUCUAUGCGAAGCGGGCAAUCGUACUGCUCGACGAUGUACUUAGCGCGCUCGAUGGAGUUACAGAAGACCGUGUUGUUACCCGACUGCUUGGUUCUGAAGGACUUCUCCGACAGAGCACCGUCCUCUUGUUUACACAUGCCACUCGCCAUUUACAUCUGGCUGACAAAAUCAUUGUUCUCGACAAGAUCGGACAAAUCGCACAAGAAGGGACAUACGAAGAGCUAAAAGCAACAUCCGGGUAUAUCAAGGAUUUGUUAAUCCACCCGCCUCGUUAUGCCGAGGCUAUCGUAGAGCAAGAAAUCGUGGCGAAAACAGCUGCCCCGAAACCUCCUUUGGCUGCAAAUCUCAAUAGCGUUCGAAAAACUGGCGAUAUUAGUGUCUACCUCUACUACCUUCAACAUGUCGGCUGGCCAGCCGGAUUGGUUUUCCUCCUGGGAGCGGCUGGAUUGGCUUUUACAAGAACCUUUCCGCAAGUCUGGCUUAAAUUUUGGACUGAAGCAAACGGCGCAGACAUUUCUAAAUAUAUCAGCGUAUAUGUUGUACUGGCAGUGGGAAGCACCGCUUUCUUGACAUUAACGUACGCAUGGAUACUCGUAUUGGUCAUCCCAAGAGCAGGCUUGCGAUUACACAAGGUUAUGUUGAAGGUUAUAAUGGCAGCUCCCAUAUCUUUUUUCGCACGGACGGACACUGGUGUGACCAUUAACCGAUUUAGCCAGGAUUUGGCUCUGAUAGAUCGGCAAUUGCCCACUAUGAUGGCACUGGUCUUCAUGUCAUCAUUCUUCUGUAUUGCACAGGCAGCCUUGAUUGCAACAGGCUCAUCAUAUAUGGGUAUCACAAUACCAUUUGUGCUUGCGGUUGUUUACGUCGUCCAGAAAGUUUAUCUUCGGACCUCACGUCAGCUACGACAUAUGGACCUCGAAGAAAGAAGUCCUCUCUAUACACACUUCUUGGAAACAUUGGAUGGUCUGUCAACAAUCAGGUCUUUCGGAUGGCAGGAAGAGUCUCGAUCUACCAAUAUUCAACGUCUAGAUAGGUCUCAAAGGCCUUACUACCUUCUUUACUGUAUUCAGAGAUGGCUGAAUCUUGUUCUCGAUCUUAUUGUCGCACUUAUGGCCAUUGUUGUCAUUGCUCUCGCUACGCAGUUGCGUAGUACCACAAGCGCUGGAGCUAUAGGUAUCGCACUCAACAGUAUUCUAGGUUUCAACACUUCCUUAUCAAAUCUCAUCGACGUUUGGACACAAAUGGAGACCUCGCUCGGGGCAAUUGUCCGUAUCAAAGACUUUGAGAAAAACACACCAUCUGAGAACCUGCCUGGCGAAGACGGUGUACCGCCUCAAGAAUGGCCAUCAAGCGGUGCCGUGGAGCUGCGUAAUGUGACUGCGCAGUACGGACCAGGCAUGCUUGCCUUGCAGGACGUAAGCUUCAAGAUCUCACCAGGCCAGAAGGUUGGCAUUUGUGGCCGCACAGGCAGUGGCAAGAGCAGUCUCAUUCUCACAUUGCUACGCCUCUUGGAUCUGAAGGACGGCAGCAUCUUCGUUGAUGGAAUCGAUCUCUCCACAUUACCUCGCGAGCUGAUCAGAUCUCGCAUAACCGCCAUCCCUCAGGACUCAUUCAUACUCACUGGUACUGUACGACACAAUGUCGAUCCUUUCGGUGGCAUUCCCGAUGAACAGAUCAUUGAAGCGCUCCAGAAGUUGACUCUCUGGCCUAUUCUUCUCGAACGUGGCGGACUUAAUGCCGAUAUGCAGUCUCAGCCUCUAAGUCAGGGACAGCAACAACUUUUCACACUGGCACGUGCACUGCUACAUCGCUCUUCUAUUCUCCUGCUUGACGAAGCGACGAGUAAUGUCGAUGGAAAUACAGAUGCUCUCAUGCAGAGAAUCAUCCGAGAGGAAUUUGCCACUUGCACGAUCAUCACUGUGGCGCACCGCAUGAACAGUAUUACGGAUGCAGAUAUUGUGGUGGUUCUGGAGAAUGGAAGGGUUGCGGAAGUUGGAAACCCUCGGGAAUUGCUCAAAAAGAGAAGCAAGUUUGCAGAAUUGGAUGGGAGAUAAGAAAUGUGAUUUUGGCAUUUCCAACAAAUAUACUCCGAGGUACGAAUUGCCACCAGAGUCAUAUCGUCAGAAAUAUGCGGAGGUUGUUUUGGCAAGAGGAAGUUGGAAGCAAGGGAGAGGAUGUGUAUCAAUUAAUUUGACAUUUUGGAUAAAAGCAGCCUGCAAUUAGAAUCCUAGCUUGUGAUGCAAGUAGCACAUGUAAUGGAAAAGAGUUGCUAUGGUGUUGGUUGCACAUUGAGUUAACCCCACGUCCCAGUACCAUGGUUGUCUACGCUUUCCCCGCAGCGAAUUUCUUCGUUACAACAAGUCAUUGGAGACAUUGCCAACAUUUCCAAGUUCAGUCGUGAGACUACACGCGUGC